Messenger RNA from Solanum pennellii, 1853 nucleotides. RefSeq names its product carbon catabolite repressor protein 4 homolog 5. Gene Ontology annotation, molecular function: 3'-5'-RNA exonuclease activity. The record is from RefSeq and is a predicted model, not a curated record. The transcript has 15 exons. The coding region runs from base 88 to 1470 and encodes 460 amino acids. NCBI's taxonomy places the organism in Eukaryota, Viridiplantae, Streptophyta, Magnoliopsida, Solanales, Solanaceae.
AAAAUAUUCAUGUCUUUUUAGUUUCAUCCCUAUUCGUCCUGUAAAAGGUUAAAACACGCGCCGCCCAAAUUCAAAGCUCCCGGCAACAUGGGCCGAACCGGCGACGGCAGAGAUCAACCGGCGGAACAGCCUUCUCGGUUAUCAGCAAUAAAAAGUAGAAUUCGUCAACAUGAUAUUGGUAAACAUCGGAGCAAGAAGAAGCAAAGAGUAUCAAUACGUAAAACUGAGACUGAAUCUGCAACCGUAACCCUAAAUCAUACUUCCACUUCUUAUACACAUUCAUAUGCAAAUUCCUACUCAUACUCAUACAGUAGGGGCAAAGAAAAACGGCAUAAAGGAAAAGCAAAGAGGGCAAUUGCAGAUGAUAAACGCAAGUGGGUUUACUCUACUCACGACGUUUCCCCAAAUCAAGAUAGAGUUAUUCUUAUGUCGUAUAACAUACUAGGGGUAAAAAAUGCAGCAGCACAUGAGGACCUGUACCGCAAUGUCUCUCCAAAAUAUUUGGAUUGGGACUACCGGAAGAAGCUCAUAUGCGAAGAAAUUAGGGACUAUAAUCCGGAUAUAAUGUGUUUCCAGGAGGUUGACCGUUUUGAUGAUUUAGAUUAUCUCCUCCAGAAAGAGGGCUUUAAAGGGGUUUAUCAGGCUCGUACAGGUGAUGCAAGUGAUGGCUGUGCAAUAUUCUGGAACAACAAGCUACCUGCUGGCAAAAGAUUUGACAUUCUGCAUGAGGAGAGCAUAGAAUUCCAGAAUUUUAAUCUACGCAAUAAUGUUUGCCAACUUUGUGUUUUUAAGAUGAAUGUGAAAAGUUCAAGCAAGGAUGUGAGUGCUACAAAUUCGGAGAGUGCAUCCUCGCCAAGCUUUCUGGUUGGCAAUAUUCAUGUACUCUACAACCCCAAUCGUGGAGACAUCAAAUUGGGACAGGUUAGACUCUUUCUUGAGAGUGCCCAGAGGCUAUCUCAUGAAUGGGGUGAUAUACCAGUCGUGCUUGCUGGAGAUCUAAAUAGUAUGCCUCAGAGUGCAAUGUAUCAGUUUUUUACUUCAAAUAAGUUGGACAUCCAAAUGCAUGACCGAAAGCAAAUCUCUGGCCAAAUUUAUCCAUUGCAAAAUAGAAGCUUCAACCCGAGAUUAAGUUAUAGAUGGAGUAAUGAAGAGCUAUUGCUUGCUACCGGAACAGGAGAUAGUCACUUGAUACAUCAGUUACAACUGCGCAGUGCCUAUGCUGGAGCUCCUGGGAGUUCCAGAACCAGGGAAAACUCUGGAGAACCCUUGGCGACAUCAUAUCAUUCGAAGUUUUUGGGAACUGUCGACUAUAUAUGGCACACAACAGAGUUUGUUCCAGUACGAGUUCUUGAUACCUUACCUGUCGAUAUUUUAAGGAGAACAGGAGGGCUUCCUAGUGAGAAAUGGGGAAGUGAUCAUCUUUCUCUAGUGUGUGAACUGGCUUUUGCUGAUGAAGGGAGUGAGACUUGACUAUUCCUUUCGAUUAAAGUUAAAAGUUGAAAUACAAAACGGAAGGUCUAUCAUGACAUACUGCUUCAUGGGAUAAGCAGAUUCAUCGGUGCAUAGAAGAAUCUUGUGUGAACAUAAGUGUACAAGGAGGAACAUGGGAAAGAACAGAGACUGGCGAAGUUACAUUAUAGGGAUCAAAAAGACGAUCCAUUUCGUGUUUUUUUUUUUGUCUGUCCUCUUCAUCUUAGUAACUUAUUAAUCAUAAUUAAUGUUUUAUUAAAUAUAAUAAAACCAUCUGAAUCAUAGUUUUGUUUCCAACAGAAGAUUGCACUAUUCAUUGUAACUUGUAAAGAAACAUGGUAAGUUGCAACCUUAAAAGGAGAGACUGUCGCAUCGUUCAAAUA